Molecule: messenger RNA, 3735 nt
Organism: Xyrauchen texanus (razorback sucker)
Lineage: Eukaryota; Metazoa; Chordata; Actinopteri; Cypriniformes; Catostomidae
Product: beta-crystallin B1-like
Exons: 6
Coding region: 107-736 (209 amino acids)
Biological process (GO): lens development in camera-type eye; visual perception
Molecular function (GO): structural constituent of eye lens
Source: RefSeq, a predicted model, not a curated record
GGCAUCCUCUCCUCUGCCAGCACUCCUCUUACAUUCCAUUGUUUUGUGUCUGACUGCAAAGUUUUGUUCUCUUUCUACACCUGUCUGUUUGGUAACAGCUUUAGCCAUGUCACAUACUGCUGUACAGGGAAGCAUGGGGAGUUGCUUUGCCACGGGAAAGAGUUCACACAAAAUAUAUCUGUUUGAGUACGAGAAUUUCCAAGGGCGAAUGAUGGAGCUAAGUGGAAAGUGUCGUAACGUCUGUGAGAAGGGGCUGAAUCGUGUGGGCUCUAUCAGAGUGGUGUGUGGGCCAUGGGUUGGUUAUGAGCAACAAAACAUGAGUGGUGAGAUGUUCGUGCUGGAGAGAGGUGAAUACCCUCGUUGGGACACUUGGUCCAACAGCUAUCGUUGUGAUCGUCUCAUGUCUGUACGGCCAGUUCAAAUGGAUCCUCAGGACCAUACGAUCUGUCUGUAUGAGUGCAUAAACUUUGAUGGCCGUAAGAUGGAGGUUUGCGAUGAGGACAUUCCAAGUUUGUGGUGUCAUGGCUUUCAGGACAGAGUCGCCAGCAUCCAAGUUAAUGGUGGAACGUGGGUUGGAUAUCAGUACCCUGGCUAUCGUGGAUACCAGUACCUGUUUGAGUGUGGACCAUAUAAGCACUGGAACGAAUGGGGUGCCAACCACCCCCAGAUCCAGUCUGUGCGUAGAGUGAGGGACAUGCAGACGCAUCACAGAGGCUGCUUUGAGAUUAUGGCAUAGGCGAUGACACAACACAGACAGGUGGACACAGCAGGGUGGAAACUCAAUGGAAUGUAAAAUCAUCUCUCACCAUAAGGAGAUCAUCAGCUGAGAUAAUCAGAACAUAAACUGUCUAUUGUGAUGAAAACAUUGCAAGCAUAAUACUAUAAUAUGUGUGAACAUUCUUACUACUGGUUGCAAACGCAUUCUACGUCCAACCCCUUAGUAAAAAUGGUUAAACCCUAAGUGCUGUAAUUGCGGAGGUGAUCAUAGUGCAGGAUAUGGAGGUUGUUUAGUGAGGAAAAAUGCAGUGAAAGUUAAAAAUGUCAGAGUGGAAGAAGGAAUAUCAUACGCUGAAGCUCUCAAGAAGGUAAAACGGACAACCAAAGUUAUAAAUGCUAAGGCAACAAUUCCACAACAAAAAGUUAAGCUGCAAGAACAAAGUAAAGAGAAAGAAGUGAUUGUAGAUAAAGUGUCAUUCAUAGCAUUCAUAGCAGAAGUGGUGAAUUGUUCUGCCCAAACUGAAAGUAGGACAGAAAGAAUUAAAAUCAUUAUCAGAGCUGCUGAAAAGUACUUGGAAUUAGAAGAUGUUAAUGUAAAUAUGAUAAACGAAAGGCUUAAGAUGCAAACAGCAAACAGUCAGACAGUAAAUAGUUAGACAGCAUGUGGUUGUUCAUAAUGGUGAUUAGAUUAUCUUGCAAUGGAACGCAAGAAGUUGAAUUGCUAAUGGACAAGAAUUCAAGAAAUUCAUAACAAACCAAGAAAAUGAUCCUGACUUUAUUUGUGUGCAAGAAACAUGGCUAAAACCACAAUUACAUUUUUUAAAGCAUGGAUUCAAUACAAUUAGAAGAGAUAGACAUAAAGGAAAUGGUGGUGGGGUAGCAACAUUUAUUAAACAAGGUAUUGGGUGUAGAAUAGUUGAGGUAAAUGGGGAACAAGAGGUACAGUGGUGGUGGAAAUUUGGGAAGGAUCACGGAGUGUUAGAAUAAUUAAUUUUUAUAAUCCAUGUGACAGGUUAAGUAAGGAUACAUUAGAAAAUAUUGGAGGGAAUGGAAAUUAUAAAGUAGUGUGGUGUGGUGUGGUGACUUUAAUGCACACAGUACAUUAUGGGGUAGUAGAAUAAAACAUCAUAACGGACAGAUAAUAGAAGACAUGCUAGAAUGGAGCGGGAUAGUAUUCAUUAAUGAUGGAAGCUAUACAAGAAUUGAUAUGGCACAGGGAAAAUAUUCACUGUUAGACUUGACACUUGUUUCUAAAAUUUUAGCAGGAAAAUGUGAUUGGAAAGUUUUAAAUCAAAGUACAAUAGGUAGUGAUCAUUUUCCUAUCAAUGGUAAAAUCGGUGUGGACAUAGCUCAAGCAGUAGUGGAAAGAUUACCAAGGUGGAAAUUUAAAACAGUCGACUGGGAUAAAUAUAAGAAAUUAUGUCAAAACAAAAUGGCAGAAAUUAGUAGUUCUAUAGAGGAUGUAGAAGUUUUUAAUUAUAAGGUAAGUGAAAUUCUUCGGAGUACAGCUGAAGAAGUAAUUGGUAAGAAGAGGACAGGAAGCAGGAGAAAGCUGUCCCAUGGUGGAAUGAGGAAUGCAAUGAGGCAAUUAAAAAAAAGAAAUAAAGCACUUAAGAGAGUAAGAAGAUCAUUCAAUUAUAAUGAUUUUAUUAAUUAUAAAAGAGCACAGGCUAUAGUGAGAAGAGUAAUAUGGACAUCUAAGAAAACAUUUUGGAGGGAAUUUUGUAAUAAUAUUGGAGAAGAAAGAUGGAAAGAUGGGUGGGAAACAAAGAAACAGUAACAUUCCUGUCUUAGUAUAUAACAAUAGAUCAGUAAUAUUAGACAGUGAAAAAGCAGAGGUGUUGGCAGAAACAUUUGCUAAUGUACAUAGUAAUUCAAAUAUAACAGAAUAAAUGAGGAGAUAUAGGGAUCUGAGCUUGAGUAAGAACAAAUUCUGGAGGAAAAAGGGCCAUCAGGAUGUACAUUAGAUUUAGAGUUUACCCUGAUUGAACUGAAGAAAGCGCUUGAUGGGGUAAAACAAACUUCUCAAGGUAGAGAUGACAUCUGUUAUGAGAUGGUAAAACACCUAUCAGAAACAUCUCUAAAUAUUAUUUUGAGUCUUUUUAAUAAGGUGUGGGAAUCAGGGAAAUUACCAGAUGACUGGAGGCGAAGCCAGGGAAGGCACAUUCGCAGCCCACUAACUACAGGCCCAAAGCAUUACGUUGAAUUUAUGCAAACUAAUGGAGCGUAUGGUCAUGAACAUAUUGAUAUAUGUUAUUGAAAAGGAAAACCUUUUCUCUGCAUUCCAAAGUGCUUUCAGAAAAGGGAGAAACACAAUGGACUCUGUUUUAUGCCUGGAAGCUGAAAUUAGAAAGGCCCAAGUAAACAAGGAAGUGUUAGUAGGAGUUUUGACGUUGAAAAAGCUUACAAUAUGAUGUGGAAAGAGGGACUUAUAAUAAAACUGGAUAGAAUGGAAUUAAAAGGUAGAAUGUAUAACUGGAUUAUGAUUUUUUUGUUUAAAUGAACAAUACAAGUGAGAGUGGGUUCUGCUUUUUCUCAGGUAUAUCAAGUAGAGAACGGAACAGCGAAGUGUUAGCAGUCCAAUUCUGUUAAACAUAAUGAUCAAUGACGUUUUUUCACAGAUAGAUUCGGGGGAUAGGGAGGUCUUUAUAUGCAGAUGACGGGACACUGUGGAAGAGAGGACGCAAUGUUGGGCAUGGGGAGAGGUGUAUUCAAACUGCUGUAAGAAAGGUAGAGAAUUGGACUUUUGAAUGGGGUUUUCAUAUUUCAGUGGCAAAAACUCAGGUGAUCUGUUUUACAAAAAGAAAAAUUAACCCAACAAUAAAUAUUAAUAUGUAUGAACAACAAUUGGAGCAAACAUCCGUAGUUAGAUUCCUGGGAAUGUGGAUGGAUUCAAAAUUGAAUUUUAAAGUGCAUAUUCAGAAAAUAAUAGACAAAUGAAAAAAAGCAAUAAAUAUAAUGAGGUGCUUGGCAGGAACUGAAUGGGGAGCAUGUCGUCAGUCUCUUAAAAGUAUAUAU